AUGGAUGCGUUCGAUAUCAAACUCCAGAAGCGAAACGCCAUGUCGAAGCAACACCAGUUGUGUAAGGUAGCAAACUUGUUGAGGUUCGUUGAAGUUUGUAUCCUUCUGGUGUUGAUCUCCAGGUUCACAACUCAUCUUCCGGUUGCCUUCGGCGAGUAUUUCCGCGGGUUAUCGGUUCUUUUAGUCAGCCCUCGAUUCGUGUUCGUCGUCGUUUUCGCCUUCGAGAACCGAUAUUACGAGGAGUUCAUCGAGAAGAGGGAGAAAAGCAACGCGGUUCAUCGGUACGAAACCGAGAUGAAAAGUUUAUCAUCCGUCGAAGAAAAGAGAAUAGUUAGUCUCGAGGUAAACAGUCCGAAGGAAACGAAGAAUAUCCGAAGAACGAAAUCGGAGAAUUUGAGAAGAAAAAGUCACAAACAACAUUGCAACCAACUUCGGAGAUUGGGGUCGGAAAAAUACGUCAAACAAAGUGAUCCCGAAGAGGAACCGGUGAAGAGUUCGUGUCCGGAGGAUGGAAUGAGUAACGAGCAGUUCCGGAACACGGUGGAGGCUUUCAUUGCCAGGCAAAAGAAGCUACUAAGGGAAGAAGAAUACUCUGUGAUUUUGAGAGAUUUAGAGUGA
Molecule: messenger RNA, 618 nt
Organism: Hibiscus syriacus
Lineage: Eukaryota; Viridiplantae; Streptophyta; Magnoliopsida; Malvales; Malvaceae
Exons: 2
Coding region: 1-618 (205 amino acids)
Source: RefSeq, a predicted model, not a curated record